Messenger RNA from Closterium sp. NIES-65, 369 nucleotides. Lineage: Eukaryota; Viridiplantae; Streptophyta; Zygnematophyceae; Desmidiales; Closteriaceae. The record is from the annotation of a GenBank genome assembly.
AUGGGGGCCCCUUGCGGCCCCGUCGCCGCCACCUGCGGCCCCGUCGCUGUCACCUGCGGCCCCGUCGCUGCCACCUGCGGCCCCGUCGCCGCCACCCGCGGCCCCGUCGCCGCCACCUGCGGCCCCGUCACCACCACCUGCGGCCCCGUCGCCGCCACCUGCGGACCCGUCGCCGCCACCCGUGGCCCCGUCGCCGCCACCUGCGGACCCGUCGCCACCACCUGCGGCCCCGUCGCCGCCACAUGCGGCCACGCAGCCGCCACCUGUGGCCCCGCCGCCACCUGCGGCUCCGUCGCCGCCACCUGCGGCCGCGUCGCCGCCACCUACGGCCCCGUCGCCGUCACCUGCGGCCCCGUCGCCCUCCCCUAG